CAUCAAUCAUGGAACUUAUAAGUGGCAAACAUUCAGGAUUCUCCAUCUGGACCCACACAACUCUGAGCCGCGGUCCACACACUCACAGGUGACACACGGACCCCAUUUUCCGGUCACCUUUACUCGUUGGUCCGGAGAAUCAUCUGGGUCCUCUUCACUUGGUUCCAUCAACAAGGAUUUUAUAAGGUUUUACUUAACGAUUUGACACUCUCAUUAUUGUUGUCAGCUUCAGCUCUUCCCUCUCCUACCCUUUGUUUGGACUUUGGAUUCGGAUCCUACCAAACGCUAACGAUUGGUUAUCGAGGAGUAAAAGUUACAGUUGAGAAGCUUGGAGAUGUCUGGACUCACGGUGGAUUUGUCUCGUAAUGAGAACUUAAGGAAUGUUGAUAGCCAUUGUACUGUGGCUGGAGCUGGAAUGGAAGAAUUGGAUUUCUCCAAGUUAUUGGAGAGAGAGAGACCAAGGCCUUUGAAUAUGGACAGGCAGAGAUCAUAUGAUGAAAGGUCUAUUUAUGAACUGUCAAUUAGGGUGUCUCCUCGCCUCACGUCUAGAGCUGAAAACACUUCUCGACUUAUUGACCAUUUGGAUUCUUUAUACUCGCCUGGUAGGAGGUCAGGCUUUAAUACCCCAAGGUCAAAUUCUGAAUUUGGGACGCAUCCGAUUGUGGCAGAAGCUUGGGAAGCUUUAAGGCGCUCACUGAUUUAUUUUCGCGGCCAACCAGUUGGGACCAUUGCUGCAUUGGAUAAUUCUGAAGAAAAGAUUAACUAUGAUCAGGUGUUUGUGAGAGACUUUAUCCCAAGCGCAUUAGCUUUUUUGAUGAAUGGAGAACCUGAAAUAGUAAAAAAUUUCAUUUUGAAGACUCUUCGCCUUCAGUCAUGGGAGAAAAAGAUUGACAGGUUCCAACUUGGAGAAGGAGUAAUGCCUGCUAGUUUUAAAGUUCUCCACGAUCCAGUGAGAAAUAAUGAAACUUUGAUAGCAGAUUUUGGUGAGAGUGCAAUCGGAAGAGUGGCUCCUGUUGACUCUGGAUUUUGGUGGAUUAUAUUGCUCCGGGCAUACACAAAGUCUACUGGUGAUAUAUCAUUGGCUGAAAUGCCAGAAUGUCAAAAGGGUAUGCGCCUAAUUUUGAGUUUAUGUCUUUCAGAGGGAUUUGACACAUUCCCAACUCUUCUUUGUGCUGAUGGAUGCUGCAUGAUAGAUCGUAGAAUGGGUGUUUAUGGGUAUCCAAUGGAAAUUCAAGCACUUUUUUUCAUGGCUUUAAGAUGUGCUAUGCUUCUACUGAAGCAAGACGAAGAGGGUAAAGAGUUCGUAGAACGAAUCGUCAAACGUCUUCAUGCCUUAAGCUUUCACAUGAGGAGUUACUACUGGAUUGACUUGAAGCAGCUCAAUGAUAUAUAUCGCUAUAAAACGGAGGAAUACUCUCACACUGCAGUUAACAAAUUUAAUGUAAUACCUGAUUCUCUUCCAGAAUGGAUUUUUGAUUUCAUGCCGACUCGUGGAGGUUACUUUAUAGGGAAUGUUAGUCCUGCGAGAAUGGAUUUCCGUUGGUUUUCCCUAGGUAAUUGUGUUGCAAUUCUCUCAUCUUUGGCAACCCCUGAACAGUCCAUGGCAAUCAUGGAACUUAUAGAAUCACGGUGGGAGGAGUUGAUCGGAGAAAUGCCACUAAAGGUAUGCUACCCAGCCAUAGAGAGCCAUGAAUGGCGGAUUAUAACUGGAUGUGACCCCAAAAACACUAGAUGGAGUUACCACAAUGGAGGAUCCUGGCCGGUGCUUUUGUGGCUUCUAACAGCCGCCUGUAUCAAGACUGGACGUCCACAAAUUGCAAGGCGAGCCAUUGAGCUUGCAGAAAGUAGACUUCUGAAAGACAAUUGGCCUGAAUAUUAUGAUGGGACGCUCGGAAGAUACAUUGGAAAGCAGGCGAGGAAGUUCCAGACCUGGUCUAUUGCAGGUUACUUGGUGGCAAAAAUGAUGCUGGAAGACCCCUCCCAUUUGGGUAUGGUGGCACUUGAGGAGGACAAACAAAUGAAGCCCCUACUGAAAAGAUCAAAUUCAUGGACAUUCUGAUGCUAUUUGUCUAGGACUUGUACAUGAAUCUACCUAUUGUUGUUUAAAUUUUAGUUCCAGUUCCCAAACUUUAGGUGCUGGAAGCUGACCAAAUUGUUAAUUCCUUUUGCGUAUAAAUCUGUUCAAUGCAAAGAGUAAAUUAAAUUCUU
Molecule: messenger RNA, 2208 nt
Organism: Manihot esculenta (cassava)
Lineage: Eukaryota; Viridiplantae; Streptophyta; Magnoliopsida; Malpighiales; Euphorbiaceae
Product: probable alkaline/neutral invertase B
Exons: 5
Coding region: 335-2059 (574 amino acids)
Biological process (GO): sucrose catabolic process
Molecular function (GO): sucrose alpha-glucosidase activity; endo-alpha-N-acetylgalactosaminidase activity
Source: RefSeq, a predicted model, not a curated record